CGACGCAUUUCAAAACAACUCAGAAUUCGCCUUUCUCAGAGAACUCAGAAUUUAAGCACUCAGCGCUCGCUUUUGCGUGAGAAUUCCGCAUCAGAGCUCUAGGAUUUCGGAGCCCGUUCAACAAUGGCCAAGGGGAGGUACGGUAGGUUGCAGAGCAAGAAAUGGUCUCCGUUCACGCUCGUCUUGUCGAUGCUGUUCGUGCUGUCGGUGGUGCUUCUCAUGCUCGCUUUUGGAAUCGUGUCGCUUCCGGUUAGCACCGACGGCUCUUCACCUAACGAUCUCAGCUCCUUUAGGCGGAAGAUCGUCGAGAGGUACGCAUUUCGCUCAAGUGAUGGAUUGGGGAAUAGAGGAGAGCAGUGGACGGAAGUGAUUUCUUGGGAGCCCAGAGCCUUCAUAUAUCACAAUUUCUUGUCCAAGGAUGAAUGUGACUACUUAAUUAAUCUCGCUAAACCUCAUAUGGUAAAGUCAACUGUUGUUGAUAGCGAGACUGGGAAAAGCAAAGACAGUAGCGUGCGCACAAGCUCCGGAAUGUUUCUGAGGAGAGGACGCGAUAAAAUAAUUAGGGAUAUCGAGAAGAGAAUAGCAGACUUCACCUUCAUACCUGUAGAGCAUGGGGAAGGACUUCAGGUUCUCCACUAUGAAGUUGGGCAGAAAUACGAUGCGCAUUUUGAUUACUUCGCAGAUGAGUUCAACACCAAGAAUGGCGGACAACGGGUUGCAACUCUUUUGAUGUAUCUGUCGGAUGUUGAAGAAGGCGGUGAGACAGUGUUUCCUACUGCAAAGGGGAGUAUCAGCUCUGUGCCAUGGUGGAAUGAAUUAUCAGAAUGUGGUAAACAGGGACUUGCACUGAAACCUAAAAUGGGUGAUGCAUUACUAUUCUGGAGCAUGAGGCCUGAUGCUACUCUAGACCCGUCAAGUUUGCACGGUGCAUGCCCUGUGAUAAGGGGUAACAAGUGGUCGUGUACAAAGUGGAUGCAUCUUCAAGAGUACAAAGUCUAAGUCGUUUUAUGUUAAGCCGUGCAGGUCGUCUAUGGAAGUUAGGAGAUUUACAAUCACUAACAGUGCGUAUGGUAUGGUCUGAACCGCCGUUCACUUGAUCUGCUGGUCUAACCAGUACUCAGUUUAGGGAUUUAGGGCAUGUCUUUCAGCAAGUUAUACCUUGAGAGAACAGUGUGUGUUGUACCAAAACAACAAAUUUUUACCGGGCGGAAUUUAUGUAAUUACGAAUUCUUUUUAACCUUUACAAUGUUCUCAUUAUUUCUAUAUGCUCACAUUUUCUCAAUUCUUA
Malus domestica (apple) is the source of this 1288-nucleotide messenger RNA. Its product is annotated as probable prolyl 4-hydroxylase 3. Gene Ontology annotation, cellular component: endoplasmic reticulum. Gene Ontology annotation, molecular function: iron ion binding; procollagen-proline 4-dioxygenase activity; L-ascorbic acid binding. The record is from RefSeq and is a predicted model, not a curated record. Gene Ontology annotation, biological process: peptidyl-proline hydroxylation to 4-hydroxy-L-proline. NCBI's taxonomy places the organism in Eukaryota, Viridiplantae, Streptophyta, Magnoliopsida, Rosales, Rosaceae.